AUGAACUACGGUAUUGAUCGCGCUGCCAAGAACGACAUACCGAGCACAAUAGUGGUAUUUGGUGCCUCAGGAGACCUGGCCAAGAAGAAGACAUUCCCCGCGCUGUUCCACCUCUUCGGCCAGAACCUGCUCCCUAAGCGCAUGCGCAUCAUUGGCUACGCGCGCACGGAAAUGUCCGAGGAGGAGUUCCGCAAGCGUAUAACCUCCAAAUUUGCACCCGAGGCCGACAAGGAUCUUGUGAAAAAGUUCCUUGACCUGUGCGAAUACGUCAGCGGCAAAUACGAUGUCGAUGCAGACUUUCAGAACCUUCGCAAGGAGAUUGACCGGCUGGAGAAGGAUGCUGGCAUUGGUACGGAUGCCGAGCGCAUCCAUGUGUAUUACAUGGCCCUGCCGCCGUCGGUGUUUGUUAGCGUCGCGACCCAAAUCAAGAAGAACGUCUAUGACGAGAGCUGUAUCAACCGCCUGGUCAUUGAGAAGCCCUUUGGCCAUGAUCUAGAGUCCAGCCGGAAGCUCAGCAAGGAUAUUGGUGCGCUGUUCGACGAGGUCGAGGUGUUCCGCAUUGACCACUAUUUAGGCAAGGAGAUGGUGAAGAACAUCCUUUCUCUACGCUUUGCCAAUGUGUUCUACGAGGCCGUGUGGAACCGCCAUUUUAUCUCCAACAUCCAGAUCACUUUCAAGGAGCCUUUUGGCACGGAGGGCCGCGGCGGUUACUUUGACGAGUUUGGCAUCAUCCGCGAUGUCAUGCAGAACCAUCUGCUGCAGGUCCUGAGCAUUGUUGCCAUGAAUCAGCCCAAGUCGCUGGAUCCCGAGGACAUCCGCGAUUGCAAGACCGAGGUGCUGCGCAACAUCAAGCCGAUCAAACUUGAGGACACGCUGCUCGGUCAGUACGUUGCUUCGGCCGACGGGAGCAAGCCCGGGUACUUGGAUGACGAUACUGUGCCUAAAGGCUCAACCACUCCCACAUUUGCGCAGUGCGUCCUGGAGGUCAACAACGACCGGUGGCACGGCGUCCCCUGGAUCAUCAAGGCCGGCAAGGCGCUUAACGAAGCGCGCAUGCUGAUCCGUAUCCAGUUCAAGGACAUGCCCAACUCGCUGUUCCCCAAUCUGGCCCGCAACGAAUUGGUUAUUCAGGUCAGCCCCAAGGAAUCGGUCUACAUCAAGACCAUCGUCAAGGAACCUGGGCUCUCCACCAACUUGGCCAUGUCCGAGCUCGAUCUCACAUACAAGACCCGCUACCAUGACAUCAAGAUUCCAGACGCCUACGCCACGCUGAUACUGGACGUGCUGAACGGUGAUUACUCUAACUUUGUGCGCAGUGAUGAGCUCGACGAGGCGUGGCGUAUUUUCACCCCGCUGCUGCACCAGAUUGAGAAAGAACAUGUUAAGCCAAAGCCCUAUGAGUACGGCUCGCGCGGACCCGAGGGCAUGUACGAGUUUGUCGAAGAGCGCACAGGCUACAAGAGGGCUGGCCUGGAGUACCACUGGGAGGCACCAGAGUGA
This is a messenger RNA of Kickxella alabastrina, 1500 nucleotides long. Its product is annotated as putative ZWF1-glucose-6-phosphate dehydrogenase. Gene Ontology annotation, cellular component: cytosol. Bases 1 to 1500 code for a protein of 499 amino acids. Gene Ontology annotation, molecular function: glucose-6-phosphate dehydrogenase activity; NADP binding. The transcript has a single exon. NCBI's taxonomy places the organism in Eukaryota, Fungi, Kickxellomycota, Kickxellomycetes, Kickxellales, Kickxellaceae. The record is from RefSeq and is a predicted model, not a curated record. Gene Ontology annotation, biological process: pentose-phosphate shunt, oxidative branch; glucose metabolic process.